Osmia bicornis bicornis is the source of this 1098-nucleotide messenger RNA. Its product is annotated as UDP-N-acetylmuramoyl-tripeptide--D-alanyl-D-alanine ligase-like. The record is from RefSeq and is a predicted model, not a curated record. Gene Ontology annotation, molecular function: acid-amino acid ligase activity; ATP binding. Gene Ontology annotation, biological process: biosynthetic process. NCBI's taxonomy places the organism in Eukaryota, Metazoa, Arthropoda, Insecta, Hymenoptera, Megachilidae.
AUGUUUAAAUGGAACACAAAUAAUGUCAUUAAUGCAACUGGCGGAACAAAUAUAAAUGGUUGUAAUUGGAUACAUAGCUCAAAUAUUUCAACGGACACAAGAAGCAUAAAGAAAGGUGAUUUAUUUAUUGCCCUCAAGGGAAAGAAUUUUGAUGGCCAUAAUUUUUUGCAUGAAACUCCAAAAAACUGCUAGUACUUAAUCCUUGAAAUGGGAAUGAAUAAAGUUGGUGAAAUAAAAGAAUUAUCAAAGAUUAGUAAUCCGAAUAUUGCAGUUAUUACCAACAUCAAAUCUGCACAUACUGAAAAAUUUUUAUCAUUAUUUGACGUUGCACAAGCGAAGUUAGAAAUUUUGUAUGGUACGAAAAAUAACAGUACUUUAGUCUUGAACAGAGGUAAUAAAUAUUAUGAUUAUCUCUCAUCACGCGCCAAUAGAAAUGUAAUAAGCCUCGGUAAAGAUAAAAAUGCUGAAGUUUGCUUAUUAGACAUAAUAAGAAACGAUGACGGGUUAAAUUUAAGAAUAAGACUAAAUAAUAAUCAAACUAUAAACUGUAAUUUACGUGUGCAAGUUGAGCAUUUUGCUUGUUCGCUACUUGCUGUUGCAGCAGUUGUGAAAAGCCUCGGACUUAAUUUAUCAAAAUUACCACUUGCACUUAAGAAUUUUAGUGUAACGAAAAGUAGAGGCAAUAUUUAUAAGGUCAAAUACAAUAGAAAAUACAUAUAUACAUUAAUUGAUGACUCCUAUAACGCCAGCCAUGUUUCGAUAAAAACUGCAAUAAAAACUUUGAGUACAUAUUCUACUCAAAGAAAAAUGGCUUUGCUUAGUGAUAUAUUGGAACUUGGUGAUAAAAGCAUAGAAUUUCAUACAAAUUUGGUUAAGAUUGUCACAGAAAAUAAUAUAGAUAAAAUUUAUACAGUUGGUAAAAUGUUAGAAUUGCAUGAGAUUUUGCCAGAUAAUAUAAGAGGUGCGCAUUUUAAUGAUUCUAAUCAAUUGAAAAGUGAUUUAGCUAACAUUAUUCAGAAUAAUGACGCAAUUCUAGUUAAAGGCUCACGAGGAAUGAAAAUGGAUCUUAUUGUACGGGAAUUCAUAAUAGAAUAUUAA